GAUAAUUAGUGGGCGCGUCAAGGAAAGGCAGCGGGUUGGCGGGUAAGUGGUGUAGUGGCUGAUCCACGGGCCAGCUUGACGCCUCCGCGGCACCGAAAGUCCACAUCAUCGAGAUUCGCGUGUGCUGUUUGUUGUCUCAGUCUCCGUUGCUGUCCCUCUCUCUUUUUUCCUUACCUUCCUCUCUCCCUCUCAGUAGGUAAUCCAAUCGUUGCAACAGCCGUUAUUCUUGUUGCCUCGUACCUAGUUGGGGGCGGAAAUCAGCAACUCGGCCCCCCCCUUCCGCAGACGGGGGUUUUUUUUGUUGCUUUUUGGCCUUUUUGCGACCUGUUCGUCCCGUCAUCGUUUGCUCGAAACCGUCGGUACCCACAUUGCGACAAUGCUGAAGGCGUAAUAUGAAUGUUCGCGACCCAUUCAACCUACACCGGAACACAGCCUUCAACGUUUUCAAGGUGACGGCUUCCCGCGCUGCCCAAAACAUAAAAGAAAAAGCAGUUGAGGCUGGAGCCACUGCCCUGAACGACAUGGCUUUCAAUGUGCCCAAGAAUGUCCCUUCAUUUAGCAACCCGCAACGAGUUCUCGAAGAUCGCUACUGGGGCGCCUCUGCCGCGAACAGCCGGUCCGGCCGUGGAGGAAACUCCGGCAUCUUUCAAGGCGUGCAGGGACGAGUCGAAGACCUGCUCGGCACCAGGGGCCAGCUCCCUAUGUACAAAGACAAGCCCUAUGCCCACCACGCGAGCCGGAGGUUUCGUCCUCUGUGGCGGAAGAAGCGUUCCAUCCUCGUCACCCUGCUGCUCCUCUUCUCGGGCCUAUGGUUCUUCGGCUUCUUCUCCGAAGGCUCAAAGGCUCGAGAGUCGGCUUCGACAUGGAGGGGCUGGCUCGGCGCUUCCGAGCCUACGGGCAAGAAGGUGGACUGGCUCAAGAGGCGAGAGAGAGUCGUGGAGGCCUUCGAGCUCAGCUGGGACGCCUAUGAACGUUACGCAUGGGGCUAUGACGAGUACCACCCCAUUGCGAAGACCGGUCGACAGAUGGCACCUAAGGGUCUUGGCUGGAUCAUCAUUGAUUCCCUCGAUACCAUGAUGCUGAUGAAUCUGACAACACGCCUGGACCACGCGAGAGAAUGGCUUGCCAAAGACUUGACGUGGGACCAGGACCAGGAUGUCAACACUUUCGAGACCACCAUCAGAAUGCUCGGCGGUCUCCUCUCCGCCCACUACCUGUCGACCGAGUUCCCCGAGCUGGCCGCGAUAAAGGACGACGACCCCGGCGCGGCCGGCGAGGACCUGUACUUGGAGAAGGCAAAGGACCUAGCCGAUCGCCUGCUCAGCGCUUUCGAUUCGCCUUCUGGAGUUCCCUACGCGAGCGUCAACCUGGCUCAGUACAAGGGGAUAGUCUCCCAUGCCGACGGGGGCGCUUCUUCGACCGCCGAGACGACCACUCUGCAGCUCGAGUUCAAGUAUCUGGCCAAGCUCACCGGCGAAAAGGAGUUUUGGGACAAGGUCGAGAGGGUCAUGGAGGUUGUCGACAACAACGGUGCCCAGGACGGCCUCGUGCCCAUCUACAUCUACGCCACGACGGGAGAGUUCAGGGGCGACAACAUUCGCCUCGGCUCCCGCGGUGACUCGUACUAUGAGUACCUGAUCAAGCAGUACCUACAGACGAACAAGCAAGAGCCCAUCUACGAAGAGAUGUGGGAAGAUGCCCUCGACGGCGUGCGCAAACACCUGAUCACUUACAGCAAGCCCUCCGGGUUCACUGUUCUCGGGGAGCGGCCCUCCGGGUUGAACGGCGAGCUGUCCCCCAAGAUGGACCAUCUCGUAUGCUUCAUGCCCGGGACAAUUGCGCUGGGAGCUACAGGUGGCAUCCCGGAGGCAGAGGCCAGACGGCUUCCGACAUGGAACAAGAAAAAGGAUGAGGACAUGAGGCUGGCGCGCGAGCUCAUGCAGACAUGCUGGGGCAUGUAUAAGUGGAUGGCGACCGGACUUGCUGGGGAGAUCACAUACUUCAACAUCGACAAGCCCCCGGCGCCUGCCUCAGCCUCGCACCACCCGCCCAAGGACUUUGACCCCGACCCUCAGGCCAAGUGGCGGCAGGAUUUCGAGGUCCACUCUAACGACGUCCAUAACUUGCAGCGGCCCGAGUCCAUCGAGAGCCUGUUCUACAUGUGGAGAAUCACCGGCGAUCCGAUGUACAGAGAGUGGGGAUGGGAGAUGUUCAAAUCGUUUGUCAACUACACCGCAGUCGAGGACGGUGGUGGUUUCACAAGCUUGAGCAACGCUAACACAAUCCCUCCCGUCGUGCGUGACAACCUCGAGAGCUUCUGGAUGGCCGAGACUCUCAAGUACUUCUACCUUCUGUUCUCGCCCAACGACUUGCUGCCCAUGGACAAGGUCGUCUUCAACACCGAGGCCCACCCGCUUCCCCGUUUCGACAUGGGCAAGUUGUUCAACACUGGCUGGAAGCGGAAACCGCGAGACGCCAACGGAAAGAUUGUUGUCGAGCAAGCAUGAUGAUAUCAUUGACGGCGGCACUCCCUGUGAUGAAGGUCGGGGAGGGUGGUUUGUUUUAUAUAGUAGCAUGCCUGUGUCUUUGAAGCCAUCCUAUUCCAAAUGGCGCGGUCUGGCGUUUUUUGUGGAGAAGAAAUUACAUCUACAAAAGCAAAUGCAGUAAUCGAGUAUCGAUUCACUGGCCUUCUUCUGGCAGUUUGGCAUCCCGUAUCCGUGCGGUCCGCUGGCACGCUCUGGAGGAGAAUAGUCCCC
Colletotrichum destructivum is the source of this 2756-nucleotide messenger RNA. RefSeq names its product Putative glycoside hydrolase family 47, six-hairpin glycosidase-like superfamily. The record is from RefSeq and is a predicted model, not a curated record. Gene Ontology annotation, cellular component: membrane; endoplasmic reticulum. NCBI's taxonomy places the organism in Eukaryota, Fungi, Ascomycota, Sordariomycetes, Glomerellales, Glomerellaceae. The transcript is spliced from 3 exons. Bases 393 to 2507 code for a protein of 704 amino acids. Gene Ontology annotation, molecular function: calcium ion binding; mannosyl-oligosaccharide 1,2-alpha-mannosidase activity. Gene Ontology annotation, biological process: carbohydrate metabolic process; mannose trimming involved in glycoprotein ERAD pathway.